AUGAACUCCAAAUCUCUCACUUGUUGUGUUGUGUUCUUGCUAUACACCAAUUUGUUUUCUUCUACAUCGACAUCCUCUCCCAUCCACAUCAACUCCACAACAUCAAUCCUCAAUGUCACUAAUUUACCACACUCCUUAUCUCAGUCCCUUGAGGAUUUCGCCCUCAAGACAUUAACAAACCAACAUCACAGCGGUUCUUUAUACCGUGCCAUCUUACCUAAUAAUUUAUCAGGCAUCGAAGUCUCCAUCGUCCGUCUCACCGGGAAGAGUCUCUGGAACGCUGGGGCCAGAUUCAGCAACGUGCUUAUUCCGGCAAGGUCAGUUUCAGUUCCUCCUGCAAGGAGAGUCGCUAUUGUGUACCAAAAUCUAGGGAACUGGUCUAACCAUUGGUAUACCGUACCCGGUUACCGGUUAAUCACAUCGGUUUUAGGGUUUAGGGUUUUGGACGUGUCGGAUCAAGACGACGUCAAAGAGAUCAGUCUAAAGAUGAAAAAUCCUGUAGAGAUUUUGUUUAGGGAAUUAUGGGAUGAAAAAAUGUUAUCUAGGGUAAGUUGCGUGAGUUUCAAGGCACAGAACGAAGACAAGGAAGCUGCUAGUGUAAGCAGAAUGAUUCUCCCGGGUGUGUGUUACGGAUCAAGCCAUGGAGAUUAUUCAGUGAUCGAACCUUUAGAGAAGGAUAAGAAUAAGAAGAAGGUGGUGGUGUUGUGGCGGACCUGGUGGUGGUUGUGGAUGGUGGGACUAGUAUUAGGGUUUGGUUUGUUAUGGUUCUUAGGGUUUGUAUGUACAAUGGGGCUAAGGAUUUUAAGUAGGAAGAAGAUUCAAGUGAUGAUGGAGAGAGAAGCUAAUGAUGGUGAAGUGUUUGAGAGGAGAUGGGUUGGUGGAAGUAAAAUGCCAUCUGCUACUGUAACAAGAACCCUACCAGAGUCAGAAUCAGGAUUUGAAAACGUUUCUCAUGGAUAA
Messenger RNA from Eruca vesicaria subsp. sativa (arugula), 960 nucleotides. Lineage: Eukaryota; Viridiplantae; Streptophyta; Magnoliopsida; Brassicales; Brassicaceae. The record is from the annotation of a GenBank genome assembly.